AAGUUUGGGUCCGUAAAUAAAUCUCUGCUGCGGCGCAUAUAUAUAAAUAGAUAGACCUCAAACGCUGCUUUGCAUUUUAGCACACACCAACGCGCUUCACUUAUAAAACUUUUAUUUUCUCUCCCAAAGUUUCUCCCUUUUCGAUUCCAAAAGAUGAGUGAAGAAGAAACGAAAGAGAACAACCAGAAGCUGCAGAGACCUGCUCCUCGUCUUAACGAGAGGAUCCUCUCUUCCUUGUCCCGACGAUCCGUUGCUGCUCAUCCAUGGCAUGAUCUUGAGAUUGGACCCGGAGCUCCACAGAUUUUCAAUGUGGUCGUUGAGAUCACAAAGGGGAGCAAGGUCAAAUAUGAACUUGACAAAAAGACUGGACUCAUUAAGGUUGAUCGUAUUCUGUACUCAUCAGUUGUUUACCCUCACAACUAUGGUUUCGUUCCUCGCACCUUAUGUGAAGACAAUGACCCUAUUGAUGUACUAGUCAUCAUGCAGGAACCUGUCCUUCCUGGUUGUUUUCUGCGUGCUCGUGCUAUUGGAUUAAUGCCUAUGAUUGAUCAGGGUGAGAAAGAUGACAAGAUUAUUGCAGUCUGUGUUGAUGAUCCUGAGUACAAGCAUUACACUGACAUCAAAGAACUUCCUCCUCACCGUCUCUCUGAGAUCCGUCGUUUCUUUGAAGACUACAAGAAGAAUGAGAACAAGGAAGUUGCAGUUAAUGAUUUUCUGCCAUCUGAGAAUGCUAUCGAAGCUAUCCAGUACUCAAUGGACCUUUAUGCUGAGUACAUUCUCCAUACCCUAAGACGUUGAAGCUUCUCUUCGGGACAUAUCGUGCAACACCUUGGUUUCUGUUUCUUUCAGUGAUAAUAAGAAACACCUUUAUCUUAAUUCAUACUUUCUCUGCUUUUUCUUUUAAGACUUUGCAUUUUCAGUUCAUGGAUGUACAGAAAAUAUUCAUCCAAUUUUUCAUAAAUUAUCAUCCACUUGUUA
Raphanus sativus (radish) is the source of this 978-nucleotide messenger RNA. Its product is annotated as soluble inorganic pyrophosphatase 1-like. Gene Ontology annotation, molecular function: magnesium ion binding; inorganic diphosphate phosphatase activity. The record is from RefSeq and is a predicted model, not a curated record. Lineage: Eukaryota; Viridiplantae; Streptophyta; Magnoliopsida; Brassicales; Brassicaceae. Gene Ontology annotation, biological process: phosphate-containing compound metabolic process. Gene Ontology annotation, cellular component: cytoplasm. The transcript has 9 exons. The coding region runs from base 154 to 798 and encodes 214 amino acids.